UCCUCUCCUGGCUUACUUCAUAGUCCAUACUUGCUCAGACUGACACACACGCAGAGGCCACAGCACGCAGUCACACAGUGGUGGAGCAAUGACUAUUGCAGGCGCAGCGACUGAACAGUGCAAGAAGGCCAUGAAGAUCGGGCUUUCUCUCUUCGGCAGACGUUUCAACUCCUCCAAAUGCAAGACGAUGGCGAAGAUGGCGGUGGCAAGAAUAAAGCUACUGAGGAAUAAGAGGGAGGUGGUGAUUAGGCAAAUGAGGAGAGACAUAGCUAUGCUGCUUGAGAAAAAACAGGAUGCUACUGCUCGAGUCAGGGUUGAACAUGUAAUAAGAGAACAGAACAUUAUGGCUGCAAAUGAGUUCAUUGAGCUUUUCUGUGAACUCAUUGUGGCCCGACUUCAGAUUAUUGCAAAGCGAAGGGAUUGCCCUGCUGACCUGAAAGAAGGGAUAUCAAGUUUGAUCUUUGCUGGCCCUCGUUGCUCAGAGAUUCCAGAACUCUUGGCUAUUCGGGAUGUUUUUGAGAAAAAAUAUGGAAAAGAUUUUGUAUCUGCAGCUACUGAUCUACGACCCAAUGCUGGAGUGAACCGGAUGCUUAUUGAAAAGCUUUCUGUUAGAACACCAUCUGGUGAAGUAAAAUUGAAAGUUAUGAAAGAGAUAGCAAAGGAAUACCAGGUUGAUUGGGAUACAACAGAAUCUGAGAUGGAGCUGCUCAAGCCUCCAGAAGAGCGUAUAGAAGGACCAACUACUUUUGCAAGUGCUUCCAGCUUACCUGUCAAGCCAGUCAUGAAUCAUUCAGUGGCACCAGAACCCCCUCUGACCAGCAAGCAUCCAGGUGUUGGAGAAAGCAAAACCUUGCAUUUUCAAGACUCAGCAUCAGCUGCUGAAGCUGCUGCUAAGUCUGCGACGGAAGCAAUUGCUGCUGCAGAAGCUGCUGCCUAUCUGGUUGGUAAAGAGACGCAUGCAUCUGGUUUUCACAACGGUAAGAAUGGCGCAAACAUGAAUAAAUUCAGUUCUGUGAGGUCCAAUUCUACUGGCAUUUAUAUGCCUCAUGACAUGGCCCAAGAUGAUGAAAUGAUGGGUGAUGAAUACAAGGUCCAGAAGAGCAUCAAGCGGCGGAGUUCUGAAAAUUCUCAUUCCUCAAGUGCUGAACAUAACAAUUUCGACACACCAAAGGUUUAUCGAAGGCAUAGCUAUAAUGUUCCAUCUGCUCGUUCUGAUAUCAAAUUUGAUGACUCAGAUUGCGACGAAGAAAUUGACGUGGAAGAACCACCUUUAAAUCUUAGAAGGCACAGCUACACUGUCCCUCCUGCAAAGUCAGAUGUCAAAUUUGAUGAAUCAGAUGUUGAUGAGGAAAUUGAGAUGGAGAAACCUGGACAAGGAAUGAACCAGCCACCUCACAGGCCUGCACCACAGGCACCUGGAAUGCAAGGGAAACAGGAUUCAUUUCCUCGAGUUCACCCUAGAUUACCAGACUAUGAUACUCUUGCUGCACGUUUUGAAGCUCUCAAAUACCGCAAGUCUUAGAUAGUUAUGGUUGAUACAAGGCUGGAUUUAUCUGCUUCUAUUUUUGGGGUAUGUUGUAGUCAAUUCAUUACAGAGGUUAUAGUAGAUCGUAGUAUGAAGUUUAAAGAAUAGCUGCUGCUACUAUAUUUGCAACAUUUUGUACUCACUCGUCCAUUCUAAUGGAUAUACUAAUAUAAUGCAUUA
This is a messenger RNA of Coffea eugenioides, 1705 nucleotides long. RefSeq names its product IST1-like protein. The record is from RefSeq and is a predicted model, not a curated record. The coding region runs from base 89 to 1522 and encodes 477 amino acids. Lineage: Eukaryota; Viridiplantae; Streptophyta; Magnoliopsida; Gentianales; Rubiaceae. Gene Ontology annotation, biological process: protein transport. The transcript has 7 exons.